AAAAAACAAAAACAAAUAUCUUAAAAUUGUAAAAUAAUACAAAGAUCCUACGAAAAAUCAGCGACAACGCAUUGAAAAUAAUACGAAAAAUCGUCUUUAACUACAGCAAUUUUUAGCUUUUCAAAAUUGCUGUCUAGUUUACUAUUCUUACAUUCUUUUCAUUAGGAUCUAUAUAACCCAUUUCGGUUGGCCAAAUCUAAUGGUUCUGUGAUACCUUUGAAUGUGCCAAAUUUACAUUAAAAUCACAGUUUCUUGUACGCCAAAAAAAAUUUCAUUGAAUUCAAAACCAUUUUUCUAUAACUUUUGGAUACAAAAAACUGCUGAAAACAAUAAGAUCUGCAAAAUUCUUUAACUCUUUUAUCAAACGCAAAUGCCGCAAACUAAUUAAACCAUAUAAACAACGACAAAAUGGAAUUGGAAAUGUUAUCCUUUGUUUGUCGCAAGCCGCUGAUUUGACAACGUGCUGAGCCUGCGGUUUGACGUUAGUACGCAUUCUCAAGCGUUCCCUACGAAAUCACUACACAAGCGAAUCUUUCGCUCUUCAGUCAGCUAUAGACUGUCGUGCGCGCAACUGCCGCAUUUCACGCGCUGAAGCGCGCUGCAACUCUAACUCACUCUAUCCACCUUUUCUGUGGUGCGCAGCGCAAGUAACAGCUGUUGACUUUCACGCGCAUAGUUUCUCGACAAAACGCUCGCCCGUGAAAAAUAAUUAUCAAACAAAAUAUAAACAAAUAAAGAGAAGAGAAAUACAAGAUCAACACACACACACAAGUCAUGUCUCGAAAAAUUUCACAGAGCAGCCGCGCGACGCGACGGCAUCCGCUUGCAUUAUGCAACUCCGUCUUUGUACUCGCCAUCGUGCUCCUGCUACAUACACACAAUUGUCAUGCGGACGGCAUGCAACAUUUAGCGGAUAGCGGCGGCGGCGUUGGCAUGGGUCCGCACUCGUUGGAUGUCAGUCCUGCGCCUGGUUAUGGCCUGCCCGCCAUACCAAAAGAUCCAAAUUCGCGUUGCGAGGAGAUUACUAUACCCAUGUGUCGUGGUAUUGGCUAUAAUAUGACUUCCUUUCCGAAUGAAAUGAAUCACGAGACGCAAGACGAAGCGGGCUUGGAGGUACAUCAAUUUUGGCCACUCGUCGAGAUCAAAUGUUCGCCGGAUUUGAAAUUCUUUCUCUGCUCCAUGUAUACGCCCAUCUGUUUGGAGGACUAUCACAAGCCGUUGCCCGUUUGUCGUUCGGUUUGUGAGCGUGCACGCGCCGGUUGUGCGCCCAUAAUGCAACAGUAUAGUUUCCAGUGGCCCGAACGCAUGGCUUGCGAGCACUUGCCACUGCAUGGCGAUCCUGAGAAUCUCUGCAUGGAGCAACCUUCGUAUAUGGAGUCGGGUAGUGGCGGUUCUGGUCGUGAUGGCUCAGCGAGCGGCGGUUCAGGCGGCAGCGGUAGUGGUGGUAGCGGUGGUAGUGGCGGCGGUAAGCGUAAACAGUCUUCAUCCGGUGGUUCGGGCUCGCAGAAAUGUAAAGGCAAAAAUUCAAAAAACUGCCAAAAUUCCCUAGGAGAAAGAACAAACGCAAAGGAUUGCACGUGCUCGUGUCGCCCGCCACUCCUGCUCCUGGGGAAGGAAGCGCUGAUGCAGCCACCACACAUGCACUACCCAUGGUACAUGAAUUCAACUGUACAAAGAAUCGCCGACGUACAAAAUUGCGCAAUCCCUUGCAAGGGUCCGUUCUUCACAAACGACGAAAAGGAGUUCGCCGGCAUAUGGAUCGCGCUGUGGUCGGGUCUAUGCUUCUGCAGCACGCUGAUGACACUAACCACGUUCAUCAUCGACACCGAAAGAUUUAAAUAUCCCGAACGACCAAUCGUCUUUCUCUCCGCUUGCUACUUCAUGGUCGCAGUUGGUUAUUUGUCGAAGAAUUUUUUGCAGAAUGAGGAAAUCGCUUGCGACGGCCGUUAUUUGAAGGAGAGCUCAGCGGGACCGCACUCAUGUACAUUGGUCUUUCUGUUGACCUACUUUUUUGGUAUGGCUUCAUCGAUAUGGUGGGUGGUAUUAAGUUUCACUUGGUUCCUCGCCGCCGGUCUUAAAUGGGGCAAUGAAGCCAUCACCAAACACUCGCAGUACUUCCAUUUAGCUGCCUGGCUCAUACCCACUGUGCAAUCAGUAGCCGUACUACUGCUCUCAGCUGUCGAUGGUGAUCCCAUACUCGGCAUCUGCUAUGUUGGCAAUUUGAAUCCACAACAUUUGAAAACAUUCGUGCUGGCACCGCUCUUUGUAUACCUCGUCAUCGGCACCACAUUUUUGAUGGCCGGCUUUGUUUCGCUUUUCCGCAUACGUUCCGUUAUCAAACAACAAGGCGGCGUUGGCGCUGGCGUGAAGGCUGACAAAUUGGAAAAACUAAUGAUACGUAUUGGCAUCUUUUCCGUCCUCUACACCGUCCCUGCAACCAUCGUGAUCGGAUGCUACCUGUAUGAGGCCGCCUACUUUGAAGACUGGAUCAAAGCGCUCGCCUGUCCAUGUGCACAGUCGAAAGGGCCGGGCCGAAAACCAUUAUAUUCGGUACUUAUGCUCAAGUACUUUAUGGCAUUGGCAGUUGGUAUUACAUCGGGCGUUUGGAUCUGGUCUGGUAAGACGUUGGAAAGUUGGCGUCGCUUUUGGCGUCGACUCUUCGGUGCACCGGAUCGCACCGGCGCCAAUCAAGCGCUCAUUAAACCGCGUCCGCCCAUACCACAUCCGUAUGCGGGCUCCGGCAUGGGUAUGCCUGUCGGUUCGGCUGCGGGUUCGUUACUUGCUACACCCUAUACACAAGCAGGUGGCGCUUCAGUUGCCUCCACCAGUCACCAUCAUUUGCAUCAUCAUGUUCUUAAACAACCGGCUGCAAGUCACGUAUGACAUGGAGAGUCAGGUGGAGCU
This is a messenger RNA of Ceratitis capitata (Mediterranean fruit fly), 2904 nucleotides long. RefSeq names its product frizzled-2 (gene fz2). The transcript has 3 exons. Gene Ontology annotation, molecular function: Wnt-protein binding; Wnt receptor activity. Gene Ontology annotation, biological process: non-canonical Wnt signaling pathway; canonical Wnt signaling pathway. The coding region runs from base 775 to 2883 and encodes 702 amino acids. The record is from RefSeq and is a predicted model, not a curated record. Lineage: Eukaryota; Metazoa; Arthropoda; Insecta; Diptera; Tephritidae. Gene Ontology annotation, cellular component: plasma membrane.